AUGGGAAUUUUUGCGGUAAACAAGGAAGGAGAGGUCUCAGUGAGCUUCAAGAACGACAUAAAUUUGAAUGAUUUUUAUAAGCCUGAUCAGAUAGCUGAUGCCACUACUGAACAAUCUACAAACUUGAAGAGAAGGAAGGUGGGAAACCUGAAGCUCCAAACCGCAUUCUCAUUCAAAAAUAUGCUUUCGCAGAAUUGUUGUUCACAAGAGGACUUGUUCAACAAACAAAAACCAAAACAAAUGUUUUCUCCAACGUCCUCUGCCCAGCUUGAAUUAGCAGCAAUUAAGCUUCAGAAAGUUUACAAGAGUUACAGGAUCAGAAGAAAUCUGGCUGAUUGUGCAGUUGUUUGCGAAGAGCUGUGGUGGAAGGACUCAGUGAUUACUGCUAACAGGUGCUCUAUAUCCCAUUUUGACUCUGAUAAAUCAGAAACAACUAUUUCAAAAUGGGCAAGAGCUAGGAUGAUGGCUGCUAAGGUGGGAAAAGGUUUGUCCAAAGAUGAUAAGGCACAGAAAUUAGCACUAAGACACUGGCUUGAAGCUAUUGAUCCCCGUCAUCGUUAUGGUCACAAUCUUCAUUUCUACUAUGAAGUCUGGUUUCGUAGCCAGAGCUAUCAGCCUUUUUUCUACUGGUUGGACGUUGGAGAUGGCAAAGAAGUGAAUCUUGAAGCAUGUCCUAGAAGGCAAUUGCAAAGGCAGUGCAUAAAGUACCUUGGACCCAAAGAAAGGGAAGCAUAUGAAGUGAUUGUAGAUGGAGGCAGGCUUGUUUAUAGAGAGAGCAAGGACCUUGUACACACUACCGAGGAAUCCAAGUGGAUUUUUGUCCUUAGCUCAUCUAGAAUUUUGUACGUUGGACAGAAGAAGAAAGGCCAAUUUCAGCACUCAAGUUUUUUAGCUGGUGGUGCUACCAUUGCAUCUGGAAGAUUGGUUGCACAACAUGGAGUUCUUCAUGCUAUAUGGCCCUAUAGUGGUCACUACCGUCCAACAGAAAAGAAUUUCAUGGAAUUCAUUAGCUUCUUGGAGGAACACAAAGUGGAUAUGACAAAUGUAAAGAGAGAUCCAAUGGAUGAAGAUGUCCCCCCUUCUCAACCUGUCAAUGAGGUGCUGCCAUUUGACUACAUAGAUGGCAAUGUGUGUGGCAAUGACACUGCCACUGCCACUGCCAAUAACUAUGGUAAAGAAAAUUUGAGCCACUUUGGUACCAAUGUGGAAGGUUCAAUUGAGGAGAACAAGCCCAUGUCAAGCAAAUGGACUACUGGAGUAGGUCCUCGGAUUGGUUGUGUGAGAGAGUAUCCAACAAAAUUCCAAGUUCAAGCACUUGAACAACUCAAUCUUUCACCUAGAGUGAACCAGGGAACAUUUGCAGGCAAAGCACCUAUUCCUUCUCCGAGACCCAGUACAAAACAUCUGUCACCUAGGCUUGUGAACAUGGGACUUCCUAGCCCAAUGGUACAUCUUUAG
Molecule: messenger RNA, 1458 nt
Organism: Sphenostylis stenocarpa
Lineage: Eukaryota; Viridiplantae; Streptophyta; Magnoliopsida; Fabales; Fabaceae
Source: the annotation of a GenBank genome assembly